Messenger RNA from Strongylus vulgaris, 999 nucleotides. The record is from the annotation of a GenBank genome assembly. Lineage: Eukaryota; Metazoa; Nematoda; Chromadorea; Rhabditida; Strongylidae.
AUGGCUACCUUACCGAACCUGUUAAAGCUGCAAAAAUCUCUCCUCGUUGUGGUGGUAAGACAGAGACCUUAUACUACCCACCCGGUUGAGGAAAAUGUGAACUGUGAAGUGAAGAUGAACCUACCACAGAAAGCUUUUAUACUUGUUAUAUUCUUAUCAGCAACUGUUUUGAAUGCUAAGGCAGCUGUAAACUGUGACCUGAUAAUGUCUUGCAUAACUUCUAGCGAUGACGAACUAGCGCAUGCUGCGCUGUUUCGAUGGAUGUUGGAACGAGGAAAAGCGAAUCUCAUAUUGCAAAGCAAGUCUCCUUUUGUUGAGCAGUUUCUCACCCAUGAAAUCAGCUCUGGACGAGGUCAGAGAUAUUUGGAUCUUUUGUGGCGGUUCUACGAGAAAGCGGGGCACUACGACAAAGCUGCGACGCUGCUAAGUAGGCUUGCUGACAAUGAGAACGAAGAGAUCUCUCUAUCGCAACGAUUUGCAUACUUAUCGCAUGCAAUCAUUUGUGCUCAAGCUGGUAGUGAUCCAAAGACGAAAGCCAUGAUACAAGAGUUGCGGGAUAAAGUUGAAGUUGCCCAUAUACAAUUAGCGAUCAAGGAAUGCAUGGAUAUUCGAACACCCAAGCAGCAAGAAUUGGUUAAACUACUUGAUGGGCCUAUUCUCUCGUUACAGUUGUUACUGGAGAAAUUUGCCGCCCCUUACGGUCUUUACAAGAUCCAGUUAGCAAUAUUCCAUUGCGCUAAUUUGUACAGUGACGAACCUAUAAUGGCAGUAUGGGAAAAUAUAUUGCAGUCAGGUAAGCCGAAUUCAAAUACGAAGGGGAAGUCUCUGAGCGACUUCUAUGUACACUGCAUGAGCUAUACGCCAUUUAUGGGUCUACCAGUUAUUUUCCGAGAAUGCCUACAAUUAAUCGAUCUAGAUUUCAUACUAAGACGACUGCUUGAGCUAGGGUCUGGCUUAAGUGAGCGGUUCAGGCGAGGAAUUCUUCCAGCUAGCUUUUUU